Molecule: messenger RNA, 2504 nt
Organism: Athalia rosae (coleseed sawfly)
Lineage: Eukaryota; Metazoa; Arthropoda; Insecta; Hymenoptera; Athaliidae
Gene: Pof
Product: eukaryotic translation initiation factor 5B-like
Exons: 7
Coding region: 400-2253 (617 amino acids)
Molecular function (GO): RNA binding
Source: RefSeq, a predicted model, not a curated record
CAUCAGCGUGCCCGACCUGACCACUGUGUUCGUAGUACGCUACUAAUUUUGCGUGAUUUGGAAUGAAACUAUUUUUGUUUCAUAUUAUCCAUGUAAACAGUGAGCUCUGAUACUGUGUGAUCAAUAUGAAGCAUUUGGUUCGGAUGAUCAUAUUUUUUUAAAUAGAAAAUCCACCACGCUAUGGACUAAAACGAAGCCUCAAAAGAACAUCUACACUUUCAGUAUCGAAACAACCAACCACAAAAUGGAGCCGAAGAAAAUGGGGAGAGCAAACGUUCUUCGGUGAAACAAGAGCUAGCAACGUUUGGAUACGAUAAUUCCUACAGCAGCUAUUCAACACCCUCACCAUCUCCAGCAACCAUAAAUCAACCCUUACCCGGGCAACCACCAUUGCCUCCUAUGCCUCCUCCACCUGGUACACUGCCACCUCCGCCACAUGUAUUUGGACCAGUUCACUCUCAAGUUACACCCAUGCAACCUUGGUCACAUCCUCCUCCUCCGUGGCAAUGGAUGACCCCCCAGACUCCUCCACUACCUCAACAAUCAGCUCGUGAUUUAACGCCAAAUAAUUUCCAAAGAGAUAUGCCACUACGAAAUAACUAUAUUAGGAGAGAUAGAUUCACUCACAAUAGAAACAAUAUUUACAACCAGAGGAAUAAUUUUCAUCGAAAGAACAGAAGGCAUCCCCGAUAUGAUCCAUCUCAUGGACAGUUUGAUCAAACUUCAUAUUUUGGGCCGACGGUACCUAUUGCAAUAGGCCUUGAUUGGCAAAGGAACAGUUACUCGGCAAAUCCAUCGGUUCAUCCUGCUGAUGGCCUUAUCAAUCAUAUUUCAGUUGCCAUUCAAAAUCACCAAAUACCACAGUCAAGCUUACCACCUGGAGUUUCUCACGGUUCAAUUAAUAGACACAUGGAAGAAUCCGGCGAUCAGGACAUUAAAAUUGUUUCUGAAGAAGUUGUUGUUAAGAAGAAUAAACAGCGAAAGCCAAUGUCGCAAAGUUACCCAAGUCGUCCAUGGAAUCGUGAAGAUGCUGAAAGAGCAUUGCAAAUAGAAAACGAGUACAACAAGACUGUUAAAGCACAAAGUUUGAUCAUAAAAUUUCCGGAUCCCGACCUCAACAAAGACAUUGUUAGAGAGUUCCAUUCGGGUAUACAGAAUAUACACUUUCAGAGUCCCAGCGGGCCGCGAUACUGUUUCAUUCAAAUGGCAGAAGAUGUGAAUAUCGAUGACGCUAUUAAAGAAUUGGAGAAAAUACCGUUUGGUGUAGGCCGUCUAAAAGUUGAGCGGAAAUCGUUGAGAGAUGAGGAUAACCCGACCCCGGAAGAAAUAGAUCCUUAUACAUUGUACAUUGGAAAUCUUCCAGAAUCUGUUAAUGUUAAUGAAGUGAAAACCAAGUUUCCCUCUGCUGCCCGGGUCGAUGUUGGUUAUGCGCAGAAAAUGAGAAACACACGAUAUGCGUUCAUCCGAUAUAACAGCGUCGAGGAAUCAAUAUCUGCCUAUAAACAAGCCCACGAUUUGAUGUGGGAUACUCGUAGUAUAAUAGUUAGAUUUAGAAGACAGCGUGGAAAUACUUGCCUUCCUGGAGAACCAAAACCUAAUUUGAAAAAAGUAAAAGAAGAGCCUGGUACCUCAUCUCAAGUCAAGAAAGAACAAUCGUUAAGCUCUAAUGUACCAAUUCAAAAAAAGUCGAUUGUUGAGCAGAACAAUCACACAAAGCUACCAACAAAUACUGUCCAAGAGAAGAGUCGUGAUUUACAAUUAGAAACUGUCAAUUCAUCCCCAUUUUCAGAACCCUCAUCGACGGUUCCAGUACCUGUUGCCUCUGCUAAGGCAACGAACCAGUGUAUGCCACAACCGUGGACAAUGCAACCAACACAAACAUCACCGCUCUCAGAGGCUGUUACUGUGAUGCCUCUGGAAACCGGUCAAACAGAUGAACAAGAAUUGCUGAUAGAAAUCAAGGAAGAACCUGAAGACUAUGACGAGAUGGAAAUGCAAGAUGAUGCCCAGAUAGAAGAUGAAAUGGAUGACGAUGACGAUGAGGAAGAAGAUGAUGACUCUGACGAUGAUGAAGAAGAUGCGGACAAUGAUGAAGAAGAAGAUGAAGAAGAUGAAGAAGAAGAAGAAAUUGAUGACACUGAGACUUUGCCUGAUGAUGAUAAGCAGAAUGUAACUAAGGAGGAUGAACCUGUAGAUCAUUUGGAUCAAAUGUUCAACGAUUUAGAAAAUAUGGCUGGUGAUAUUGUCUUGUAGAGCUUACAACAAGAAUUUCUACGUAAAUGUUUCUGGAAGAGAGGGAUCUCGCGUGCCAUUUGCUUUCUACAUGCUAUAAUUAUUUGUAAAUACUUUUUAUUGUGUGUAUGAUGUCGAUGAAUUAGUAUAGUAUGUUAUGCAUCAUGGUUUUACCAACUGACUACACCAUUAAUGAAUCUACUGUAAGAUUAAUUAUUUAUAAUUUAAAACAAUGGUUUACUUUAUUUUUCAAGAUCUCAUUUUAAACUUUA